Messenger RNA from Oppiella nova, 570 nucleotides. Lineage: Eukaryota; Metazoa; Arthropoda; Arachnida; Sarcoptiformes; Oppiidae. The record is from the annotation of a GenBank genome assembly.
AACCACUUGAAUGGCCUGCAGUUCGUGCCCGACCUGUUCGCCAUUCCCUGGUUCCUCACGAUGUUUACGCACGUCCUGCCAUUGCAUCAGAUAAUGCACUUAUGGGACACUCUGUUGUUGGGCAACGAAUCGUUUCCACUGUUUAUCGGACUCUCGAUAUUGAAUCAAAUGAGAGACCAGUUAAUGAGUUUCACAUUCAAUGACUGUAUUCUCGUAUUCUCUGAUUUGCCGCAAAUCGAUAUCAAUAAAUGUGUUAAAUAUGCGAUCAAACAGUUCUGCGCCACUCCUAAGAGCACCGCUCAGAGAGGUAUCUGGCCUUUGGAGCAGUUGAAAGCAGACAACUGUCCACUCAUUGACAUAUCAGACGUCAUAUCAUUCGUUAAGAGCGACAAAUCGACGAAAGUAGUGAUCAUUGACUGCCGACCCAAAGAGGAAGUGCUUAGAUUCGGCCGAAUCCGUGACGCGUGGGUUAAGGAUGAGUACGACAUGUCCUCCACAUCGUGUCACUUAACUAUUGUCGUGAAUGAUGUGACCAAAUGUCUGGAACUGAUUGCGAACAAUGUGUUGAGA